AUGGACACAAAGAACCAGAGCAACCUGCCCACCCACCUCAAGGGAAAAUUGCUUCGCCUCCGCAAACAGACCGCAGCCAACAUCUCCUACCAAGAGAUUGUUCGAAACUUCGACACCAUCAUCCGACCGCGAUUCAACCCGGAAGAACUGGUCGAUCAAACCCUCAUCAGACUUCCGGAGGGUCUACUCACCCGUUGCAACGAGCAGCUCCGGACCGCCGAGCUCAAUGAUGCACGACCAAAGAAGCGCCACGGCGUCUUCCUCUGCCUAAGCGAACCCUUUGGUUUGCUCAUCACCGAUAUGACGACGGCCGGAGAUCCCGGCGCCAGUCUGGCCGAGCUAAAACCCAAAUGGCUCAAUCAGUCGCCGUCCGCCCCGGCGACAGCGCACAGAUGCCGGACAUGUGCGCUCAGGGAAAUGAAAAACCGCGAGUCAUUGCUUCUCGGCCUAAAAGAACAGCGCUCCUUUUGUCCCCUCGACCUGGUAUCCGAGCAGUUUGACAAUGUGCUGCGGGCGACAGGAUUAAUCAAGGGCUGCAAGGAUCGAGCACGAUUAGCUGGUAUUUUGUAUCGAAACCCGACACUUCGGAAACUGCAGUCUUUGCAGAAGACUGAGAGGGAUGUCGGGUUGCAAGGUCCGGCGGCACAGUCUUGGGAGAUGUCGCUUGCGAUGACUCUGCGAGACUGUACGAUGUUUGUCAGGAUCCCCCACGACGAAAAGUCGCCCGUGCAAAUCCGCCUUGGUGACCUCGAUCUCAAGACAGGCGCCGGCGGAAAAGCCGAUUACUGGCGAGACCUGGAGGCCCAGUUAAUUGAAGAAGGCUGGUAUCAGGGUAUUAAUAACACCCAAGCUCUAAGUGAAUGUGCCUUGGGCAGCCCGCGAAGAAUCUCUUAG
Molecule: messenger RNA, 894 nt
Organism: Penicillium paradoxum
Lineage: Eukaryota; Fungi; Ascomycota; Eurotiomycetes; Eurotiales; Aspergillaceae
Product: inositol-pentakisphosphate 2-kinase
Exons: 2
Coding region: 1-894 (297 amino acids)
Biological process (GO): inositol phosphate biosynthetic process
Cellular component (GO): nucleus
Molecular function (GO): inositol-1,3,4,5,6-pentakisphosphate 2-kinase activity; ATP binding
Source: RefSeq, a predicted model, not a curated record